AUGACUGAUUAUUCCCCUACAUUGUUGUACAACAGAAUACAUAACGGACUGGCAAUGGGAUGUGGGGGCUCAACUCCCGUCACGGUUAAAUCACCACCGCCAAGAACACCUACUCCACCUGAACCAAAACCAAGAACCCCGACACCGACGCCACCUCCUCCUCCACCCAGAGAGAAAACUGCAGAUUUUGCCUCGGACUGUAUUGAUAUACAGAUAGACAAAGGAAAAGAUGAGAACGAAAUACAAGCUAAGGAAGAUGGGUAUCCUGAGCCAACACCAUCAGAUCAGGUGGACGGAGGCAUUAAACCCAAAGACAAAUGGUUUGAAGAUGAAGAUUUCAACAAUGCUAGCGAUGAUGCUGAUAUAUUCAAAACAGAAAUUGCCGUCGACGACGAUGACAUUAAUAUAGACACUUUGUCCGAUACAGCAAGUUAUAUCUCAAAUCCUACAAGAAGCGCAAAGCCCAAUCUCCUGUUUGAUGACGUUGACAACCAUGCAAUAUUAGCAAGUCCUACGCUUCUGAAUUCUUUCAAGGAUCUUGUUCAGUAUCUCAAGAAACCAUUCGAAAAUGACAGAUAUAAAAAUAUGAAAACUGCCAGAGCUAUUGUAGCAUGGAUGAGCAAUCGACCGAUGGAUGGUGUGGACUAUGGUGUAGCAACAACUGAUACACCACGCGGUCUUAUGCAGUAUCUCAAAGAGAAUAGGAUGACAUACACAACGUGUUACACUAUAGUGUGCAGGAAAGCUGGCCAUCAGUGUGCGAUUAUCAAAGGUUAUGUUAAAGCAGCCGGCUAUGAACCGGGUAACAAAAAUGUCCCAGAAGCAUCAUGGAAUGCAGUGCACGUUGAAUGUGGCUGGCAACUCGUCCAUCCAUUCUGGGUUUGCCGUGCAUUAUAUGGACAUAAUCUCGGCGGCUGGGUUAAAGUUGAAGAAGAUGGCACAACAAUGUCCAAAAAGGAGAGCGCUUCCGCCGGCGUGGUGAGAAAUACAUUCCAAGAGAGAUAUUUUAUGCCCGACCCAGAGAAUUUCAUUUACGAAUGUUAUGCGUCAGAUCCACAGUGGCAACUAGUAAAAUCAUCUUCUACUGUCCAUUCAAAGGAACAUUUUCUAGAAAUGCCAUACCUUCUGCCUCCCUUCUUUGGAGUUAAUUUUGAACUAACCAUCGAUCCAAAAUGCAUUUUGUAUAGUAAAGAAGGCUUCUGCAGGAUAGAUUUGAAGGGAAAGCCUGCGAAUGCCCACAUGAUUAUGUUAAGCUACGAGUUGUUUUUUAAAGACACGGAAAAUGACUCCAAAAAUGGAUUUCAGAAAGAAGAAAACAUGUCUCGAAUGGUAUUCAAUUCAAGAGCAGCAGAAAUGUUUGUUUUUGAUAUACGGUUUCCUGCACGAGGUACCUAUAAGCUUGUGAUAUAUGGAGGUCCAUACAAAUCUCCAGCCCUCCGUCUCUGUGAGUUUAGAUUGAUCUGUGAUUAG
Messenger RNA from Mercenaria mercenaria, 1470 nucleotides. Its product is annotated as lim and transglutaminase domain protein ltd-1-like. Lineage: Eukaryota; Metazoa; Mollusca; Bivalvia; Venerida; Veneridae. The transcript is spliced from 5 exons. The record is from RefSeq and is a predicted model, not a curated record. Bases 1 to 1470 code for a protein of 489 amino acids.